CAAUAACUGUGGAAACCUUCCUCUUCACGAGGGUCAGCAACUCCCAAUGAUGUGGCGCCGGGUUGGAGAAACCCUCUGAUAGCGCCCAGGAUAAUGUGGAAAGCGUCCCUCCAACCUGCAUAAUCUCGUUGGAAGUUGCACUCGUUUGGGGCAAGGCCCAAUUACAUCACUCGUUCCAUGCUCGAAAUCGGGAGGGGCAUGGAAACCGAACAUACGAGAUUGAAGAGGAUACGUGUGUAUAUAAACUACCAUGAUGCCUCUAUCCUUUCCAUCAUUUGGGCUCAUCACAUCAACUACACCAGCAGGUUCAGCAUUCAACUUCGACAGAUAGUAAAUCCAAUUUCACCACCACAUCACGUUGGAAGUUUGCCAUACACACUCAGAGAUGCCUUCCUAUCUCGUCACAGGAGUCAACCGCGGCAUUGGCUGGGGAUUCCUCAAGAAAUUAUCCGAGGACGCAAAUAAUACUGUGAUUGGCAGCGUUCGCGAUAAGGCAGCUGUCGAGAAAAAGAUUGCCGAGGAGCUCGGAGACCGUCCUAAUGUCCACAUUGUGGAAUUUGAGCUAGCCGACUACGAAAGCAUCAAGAAAUCGGUUCCGGAAGUCUCCAAAAUCACCGGAGGCAAACUUGACUACCUCAUUGCCAACGCAGCAUAUGUCUCGCCUAUCUCGACCUGGCUCCCUAUUGGAAAGCAAGCCGAAAAGCCGGAAGAGCUUGAAGAAGACCUGUUGAAGAGUUUCAAGAUCAACGUCGUUGGCAAUGUCCACCUAUUUAGCCUCUUUUUGCCGUUGAUACUCAAGGGAGAUGUCAAGAAAGUCAUUGCCAUCAGCUCCGGUAUGGCCGAUCAUGAGAUGACCAACCAAUACCGCCUCGAAGUCAGCGCCCCUUACUCCAUCAGCAAGACAGGCGUGAACAUGGCCGUGAGCAAGUUCCACGCCCAGUAUGCCCAAGACGGAGUUCUUUUCAUGAGCAUCUGCCCCGGAAUUGUGGACACUGGACACAACCAGAAGCUGAGCGAGGUGCACCAGGAGUACUUCAUGAAGACUGGCGCCAUUUUCAAUGAGUAUGCGCCCGGUGUUGCGCUCGCUACUCCGGAGGACUCUGUCAAUGAUGUUCUCAAGGUCAUCUACGACUCCAGUCUUGAGAACGGCAGAGGUGGCGAGUUCAUCUCUCACUUGGGCACCAAGAGAUGGUUGGAGGCUGGCGCAGGAAGCGUUGCUCUUUGAAUGACACAUGCAUUCAUUACGCUGAAUGGUUCAGAAUUGAGACGUAUGAUUGUCGAAUGUUUGCAGUCAGUCAGGUAGAGAGCCAUUACUCAUUGCUUCCUGAUACCGAAAAUCUCCGAUAUUCGAGCCUUUACCAGUUCAGGACCUUUAGAAAAAUCCCAGAAUGGCAAUUAGAGAGGGUUUGAAAAAGUAAAGCCAUGCCCCGUGAUUCAAACUUGUGAUUGUGGUGGAGGCAAUUGAUUACAUG
Messenger RNA from Colletotrichum scovillei, 1472 nucleotides. RefSeq names its product short-chain dehydrogenase. The transcript has 5 exons. Gene Ontology annotation, molecular function: oxidoreductase activity, acting on the CH-OH group of donors, NAD or NADP as acceptor. Lineage: Eukaryota; Fungi; Ascomycota; Sordariomycetes; Glomerellales; Glomerellaceae. The coding region runs from base 386 to 1225 and encodes 279 amino acids. The record is from RefSeq and is a predicted model, not a curated record.